GUUUUCUAAUGUCAAAAUGUCAAAAUCAACAAUAUAAAUGAAAGAUGAAUAAACGUUCCACUUGACAAAUAAUCAAAUCAUAUUUCAUAUGUUUGAUAAAAACAAAUAAUUAAACAGUGAAUUAUUAGCAAAUGAACAAUAAUGGAAGAAUCAGUUGGUGCACAUUAUGCAAUUCAAAUAGCAGUUCAUACACUGAAGGAUAGAUGCAAAACAUUACAACAAAGACUUCAACUUUUGGAACAAGAAAAUGUUAUUCUUCGUACUAAAUGUAUUCAUAAUGAAGAAGCCGAUAUUUCCCUUACAGAAAUAGGUAAACUGAAAAAGGAUUUAACUGAAAUAACUGAACAGAAAGAUCAUUUGAACGAACGUGUUAAAAUGGUAACAUCUGAAAAUCAAGAGUUGUGGAAUAAGUUAGGAAAAUUAGUAAAAAUGAAUAAUAAUUUAAACGAACAAUUUCACAAAAUAAAUGAAACAUUAAAUCAGCAUACAAGUCCUCCAACCUUACUAAGGUCUAAAACAUUCACUCAAAGUAAUCCUGUAAUAAAACAUUCUCAGAAAACUUUGGAAGUUAAUGAGAAUUUGAGUAUGGAGCUUGAAAAUAUUUCAUUGAAGUUGACAGAUAAUUUUUCCAAACAAAAGAUUGAACUUGAGAAAAUGUGUACAGAAAUAGAAAAUUUCCAAUGUGGAGCUGAUGACAUUAUUACAGAUUCCUUUGGAUUCAAUUUUGAGGAAAAUGUAGAAGAAGAAGUAUAUGAUGAAAUAAACUAUGUAUUAGAUUCAUUAAAACAACUUAAGGAAGAAGUUUUACUACAAAGAAAUGCACUUCGCAAAAGUGUCAAGCAAAUGGAGUGCUUGUCAGCAAAACAAAUGAAAUGCAAAAACUGUGAUACUAGAAAACAAAUCAAAUUAGAACAGACUACAUCUACAGAUGAUAUUCCCAGAAUUGGGGUCGAUAAAAGUACUGAAACUAAUAGUUUUGUAGAAGAAGAAAAACAGUCAUCUCUUACCCAAUCACUUCCAGUUGAUGUUGAAAAAAUUUGUCCGAUUUGUAAUAAACAUUUUAGAAAAGAAGUCAAAUUUGAAGAAUUUGAACAACAUGUAGAGAACCACUUUAAUCUUGAUACUGUAUUUAUGGCGUCACACUAUUCAACGUUUUGUGAUUGAAGAAGAAAUAUGUAUUGGAAUACAUCAAAAAUACUGUUAGUGUUGUACAAAUGUAUAUAUUUUAGAUAAAAGUAUAAUAUAGUAUUAUAUUCUUA
Diorhabda carinulata is the source of this 1259-nucleotide messenger RNA. RefSeq names its product protein spindle-F. The record is from RefSeq and is a predicted model, not a curated record. The transcript is spliced from 4 exons. Bases 142 to 1164 code for a protein of 340 amino acids. Lineage: Eukaryota; Metazoa; Arthropoda; Insecta; Coleoptera; Chrysomelidae.